Molecule: messenger RNA, 810 nt
Organism: Arachis ipaensis
Lineage: Eukaryota; Viridiplantae; Streptophyta; Magnoliopsida; Fabales; Fabaceae
Source: RefSeq, a predicted model, not a curated record
AUGGCUAGUAAGGAGAGUUUUGUAGUGUUGGUGCAUUAUAGAGGGUCGAUUAAGAGAAAAACAUGCUCUGGUGUGAAGUUCACUGAUAAAGAUCCUCUAAGUAUUUUUAUGAGACCUACGACGAGAUUCGAUGACUUUUUGAAUUCUAUAAUACAGAAACUUGGGCUGCAAGGCGUGAAACAGGUUCAGAAGUUAUUCUAUCGCAUUUCGAUCUCAGUGCUUAGAGAUGACGUGAAGUAUGAUUCUUUCAUUAUAGGGAGUGACGAGGAUUUGCAGGUCCUGUUCCAUUGUCUUUGGCAUUUUUCCGAGGUCAGGACACCUGAGUUGUUGGCAAAGUUGGUUAAUGUGGUAUCUAGCUCGGGAGGUUCGAACCGGAAUACUCAAACUCUAGGCACGGUAGUCGGUUCUAGCUUGAGGCCCGUUGGUGCAUCUUCGUCGGUGCCUGUGAAUGCACCUCAGGACGAGCCUGUUGCGUCCCCGUCGUUCGCCAUUGAUCUCAACUGCAGUGGUGGCGGAAAGGUUGGUAUCGUGGAGAGGGUGUCGAUUUCUUUACAGUGUGGGGCACCGGCUGAGAUCGGUGAUGCAUUGCUGGAUGAUGAUGGUGAUGAUGAUGUGGAGCCUGACCUCAUUGCUGAUGACAGUGGCGAUGACAUUGCAGCGAGUAAUCCAGCUGGGGCUGGCGGUGGUUCUAGCUCUGGGACUCAGCAGUACUCUCCGCACUUUUCAUCGUUGGACUUGGAUGCCAUGAGACAGGAGGGAGUUCCUGCGGAACCCACUGGAUUUAGUGUUAGAGAUACCCAGGGUACUUGA